Phragmites australis (common reed) is the source of this 2119-nucleotide messenger RNA. RefSeq names its product signal peptide peptidase-like 2. The coding region runs from base 159 to 1862 and encodes 567 amino acids. The record is from RefSeq and is a predicted model, not a curated record. Gene Ontology annotation, biological process: membrane protein proteolysis. The transcript is spliced from 13 exons. Gene Ontology annotation, cellular component: lysosomal membrane; Golgi-associated vesicle membrane; lumenal side of endoplasmic reticulum membrane. Gene Ontology annotation, molecular function: aspartic endopeptidase activity, intramembrane cleaving. Lineage: Eukaryota; Viridiplantae; Streptophyta; Magnoliopsida; Poales; Poaceae.
UAACUGCCUGCCUGAAGCACAGAACCCAGCCCCAGCACUCAAUCGUUGAUUCCCUUCCUCGUUAGGGCCCCACCGCAUCCUCCUUCCCUUUGCCGUCUGGGCAACGCAAAUAAGCCCCAUUCGACUCGACGCGGCGACGCCGGACGCCCCCUCCCACCAUGGCGACCAUUCGCCGCGCGCGCCUCCCGAUCGCCGCCGCCCUCCUCGUCGUGGCGCUCCUCGCUGGGGGCGCCGCGGCGGACGAUGCCUCCAGCGACGACGACGCCGGAGCCCCAAGCUCUCCCGGCUGCUCCAACAAGUUCCAGCUGGUUAAGGUGAAGAAUUGGGUGAAUGGUACUGAAGGUACAACUGUUGUUGGACUAAGUGCAAGAUUUGGAGCCUCCUUGCCUAGAGAUAUUCAUGAAGCUCAAAAAACAUUUGCUGUCCUCGCAAAUCCAUUUGAUUGUUGUUCCAAUUUGACAUCAAAGUUAGCAAAUUCUGUUGUUUUAGCAACACGUGGGGAAUGUGCUUUCACUGCUAAAGCAAAGAUUGCUCAGGCUGGUGGUGCAACCGGUUUACUAGUUAUCAAUGACAAUGAAGAGCUCUACAAGAUGGUUUGUAGUGAGAAUGACACUUCCAUUAAUGUGACAAUACCUGUCGUCAUGAUACCACAGUCAUCUGGAAAGAAGCUGAAGGCCUUUUUGGAUCAUGGAGCAAGUGUGGAAGUACAGCUAUAUUCACCAAAUCGACCAGUUUUGGACCUUUCAGCAUUUUUCUUGUGGAUAAUGGCCGUAGGAACCAUAGUCUGUUCUUCACUCUGGACUGAAUUUGUUGCCUGCGAGCAGGUUGAUGAACGUUAUAAUCAGAUGACCUGGAAGGAUGGACCUAAUUCUGGAACAAACUACAGAGAAGAUAAAGAGGUCUUCGAGAUCAGCGCCAAGGGUGCUAUUGUUUUUAUUAUAGUAGCUUCAGUUUUCCUCCUCCUCCUGUUCUACCUCAUGUCAUCUUGGUUUGUCUGGGUGCUAAUUGUAUUAUUCUGCAUUGGUGGUAUUGAGGGAAUGCAUGUUUGCUUGGUCACUGUUCUCUCUAGGAUUUUCAAGGACUGUGGACAAAAGACUGUACAACUCCCCUUUUUGGGAGAGGUCUUGAUCUUAUCUGUUGGAAUUGUACCAUUUUGUGUCGUGUUUGCGAUUCUCUGGGCUGUGUAUCGGCAUGCUUCAUUUGCCUGGAUAGGCCAAGAUGUUCUUGGUAUCUGCUUGAUGAUUACUGUGCUUCAGAUGGCACGUUUACCAAAUAUCAGGGUAUUGGCAUGUCUGUUUGAGCAGUUUGCUGAUUGUUAUCAAGUAAUAAUUUUACUGAUCUUACAUGCACGAGAAAUAUCUAACACUGUAUUUUGGCAGGUUGCAUCAGCUCUUCUUAGUGCUGCAUUUGUGUAUGACAUAUUUUGGGUCUUCAUUUCACCACUUAUAUUCCAUGAAAGCGUCAUGAUUGCAGUUGCUCGUGGUGAUAACUCAGGGGAAUCAAUUCCGAUGCUUCUAAGGAUACCUCGCUUCUUUGAUCCAUGGGGUGGCUACGACAUGAUAGGCUUUGGUGACAUUAUUUUCCCUGGAUUGCUUGUUGCAUUCAGCUAUAGAUUUGACAGAGCAAGCAAAAAAGGUAUCGUGAAUGGAUAUUUUCUGUGGCUGACUGUGGGAUAUGCUGUUGGACUUUUCCUUACCUAUCUUGCGCUUUUCUUGAUGGACGGGCAUGGUCAACCUGCGUUGUUGUACCUGGUUCCAUGCACAUUAGGGGCUAUUGUUAUACUUGGUUGGUUAAGAGGUGAACUGCAUGAUUUAUGGAACUAUGGAAAAGGUCAAACGGAAAAUUUAAUCGAUGAACCUUGAAAGUAAUAUCCUGACAACUGGAUUUAGUGCUGGUGAGUGGUGACACCCAUUGGGCUAAUUAAUCCAUGGAUCUUCUGGGCCAAUCUCAAAGGUGUACACGAUUACCUUGGCCGAAAAGUUUAUGUAUUUUUUCUUUUUCUGUAGUAUAUAAUUUUAGUAAUGUAUUAUUCAGAGACGGGGUGCACUGGAAAGUGUUCGGUGUUCAUGACAUAAAUUAAAAUUGAUGAGAUUCAAUAUAUCUUUGCCUUACAGCAUAA